Messenger RNA from Prorocentrum cordatum, 885 nucleotides. The record is from the annotation of a GenBank genome assembly. Lineage: Eukaryota; Dinophyceae; Prorocentrales; Prorocentraceae.
AUGGAGGCAACCUUUGCUGGAGGUGCGCGGUUCUGCAUAGAUCCAGAGCGGGCGAAGGACGGCAUCAAUGGCAGCGCGAGCCUCAACACGGUGAGGGCGCACGCGCGAGCAACUGAGACCAUGCGUCGUUUGGUGACGCGUGUGCACGGCGCCCCGUGGCCGAAGACGGUCGCGCACUUCAUUUACUACGUUGAUGCCAGGGCCGCGGAGCCUUGCGGGCCGUCGGUGCCCAACCAGACCCUCCGCGCGGUGACCUGGACCGAGCGGGCGGCGGGCUUAAACUUUUGCGUCGAGAUUUCCGCGCGGCCCAAGGUCCAGCGGGUCGUCGCGAACACGGAAAUGCUCCUCGGUGCUAGCAAGGGUCCGACAAUGAUGGCUGCCCGCUUCACCAGCGCGUUCAUCGGGGCCCUGGCGCAGCUGUGUUACAUGCGGGACCCGGCGCGAGUAGAGACUGGCUUCACGCCAUGGCGUGAGUCGCACGAGACCGCGGAAUUCGAGAGGGAUUACAUCUCGCCGCGGUGCGACGAUGCCAGCCAGGCGGUGGUCCGGAAGCCCGCCAGGCAUGCCGAAGCGGCAACGACGGGCCAGGAUGUGCCGCGGAGGGUGCUGGCCUUCAUCCCAGAAGAGGUCGCUGGCUUUUGGACGGAGCACCCGGCGCGAGCAACCCUCUCAUCAGCCUCGUCGGCGAUGGGGAUCUCAAAGGGCGACCGGGACUACUUGGGAAGGCGGUCGCCAAAGGGCGCGGACACCUACAGUGCGCGAGGGGCGAUGCGCUCUGGAAUGGCCUUCGUGGAGCUGGAUGAGGAUGCGUCCAUCCUGGACUUGGCGAACUGGUUGGUAGCGAGGAAAAGUGUCAUCGAGAGGGGGCGACGCGCUGGCGACUAG